GAACGGUGAGUCUGAAUUUUAACGGUUUGUUUAAUUAUAAAUUCUAUCAUCUCGUAUAAAAUCGCUAAGAAACUAGACUUUAGAUAAUCUCAUAGCUUAUUUAUACAAAAAUUAAUUCAAGUCCGUGGUAGAUAUCAUAGGAUAUUAACUUUUAAGAUGUCAAAAGUAAACAUGAAGCUUGCAAUUACAUUUAUUUUCGGCGUAUUCCUGUUACGAGAAUGCAAUGGGCAGAUCAUCGUCAACACUAACACUGGAGAAGUCAUGGGUAAAACAAUUAAUGUUUUAGGCAGGAAAGUUCAUGCCUUUUUAAGUAUUCCCUAUGCGAUUCCUCCGAUCGGUCAAUACAGAUUUCAUGUUUCUAUGCUUAACUUAUGGAAAAUCGUUUACAAUGCCACAGAAAAAACGCCCUCCUGCAUGCAAUGCCCAUUGAUACCGGAAUUCCCGUGGGUUCCGGAUUUAGAAAAUAUGAGCGAAGAUUGCCUUUACCUGAAUAUUUGGGUUCCUGCCGAGAACAAACAACAAUCUCCGUUAUCGACAAUGGUGUGGAUUCACGGAGGUGGAUACAACACGGGAUCGUCGAAUCUGGAUGUCUACGACGGAGGGGUGAUGGCGUCGUUAGGUAACGUCAUAGUGGUAUCUUUUAACUAUCGGCUCGGUGCAUUUGGAUUUCUUUAUUUGGAACCACUUUCGACUAUUAGUAACAAUGCACUGUUGGAUCAAUUACUCGCUCUCAAGUGGAUCAAACACAACAUAAGAGCAUUCGGAGGUAAUAGUAAGGAUAUCACAUUAUUUGGACAAGAUGCGGGAGCGUGGUCGAUAGGUUAUCAUCUACUUUCUCCUCUAUCUCGCGGACACUUCAAAAGAGCAAUAAUGCAAAGUGGAAGCAUUUAUCAUCCUUAUUUAACUACAGAUGUAGAUGAUAGCUUAUGCAUGAGUUUAAAACUAGCAGGCUCGCUUAAUUGUGCUAAAAACUAUGAUGGUACAAUUAAACCUUACAGAAACAUAGUUGCGUGUAUGAAAGAAAAAGAAGCGUUAGAUAUAAGUUUUGCUGAAAAAAAAAUCUUGUUUGAGAAGUAUCACUUUCUAGACUUGCUUCCGCAAUAUGGAAGAAGUUUUUUACCCAGCAAUCCGAUUGAUAGUUUCGACUCCAUCAAGUUUAGCGAUGUAGAUGUCAUGUUAGGUAAUGUAGCAGACGAAGGAUCGCUGUUUCUUGCGCUAUAUAACAAAAAACUUAUACAAGAAAGGAACCCGAGAAUGACGAAGCACGAGGCUAUAAAAUACUUUGAAAAAAGUACUGGAUAUGAUCAAACUACACUCGAACCCAUCAUAAAACAGUAUUUCGAAAAUGUUCGCGACGGUGACUUUCCAACGAUUAUUAAACGAACUCAUCAGGCGAUAGGCGAUUCGACGUUCAAGUGUCCUACAAAUUUCCUGGCAGAGAAGCUUGCAGAAAAGAGAUUCAACGUGUUUCAUUACACUUUUAAGCACAGAAGCGGCAAAAAUAUAUACCCAAAAUGGACCGGGGUACCUCAUUUCGAAGAAGUUCAAUUCGUAUUCGGUGUUCCUCUAUUGAAAACAAACGAAUACACCGUCGAAGAACAAGAAUUCAGUAGAAAUCUCAUCGAACUUUGGACUUCGUUCGCUAAAACUGGGACUCCACAUGUUGAUAACUUGGAAAGAUGGCUUCCGUACACUAAUCGAAAGCCGAUUUCUAUGAACUUGCAACCGAAAAACAUAAAACUCACAAAGUCAAUUCCGAACGAACACUGUGAAUUUUGGAAAACUUUUUUUCACGUAUAAUUAUAGUAAUUGAGGGGUUAAGUGGAAAAAUGGCAUAUACUACACCAGAAAACUUUUUAGAUAAAGGACGAUUUGUAUUUUAAUUCGCCACAUUUUAAUAUGCAUCGCUUUGUCAAUACGGAUGUAGAACAUGGAGGACAUGCAACUGAACCAUAAAAGUUAUUUAGAAAAUGGAUUAAUUAAUGAUGCAUAAAUCCAUAUUUGUUAGUAACUCAUAUUUUUGUAGUUUUGUGUGAUUUGCCGUUUUCCACUCAGCCCCUUAAUUGCAAUUGCAAAAUUUACAUUUCUUGUACGUCUUUAGCAACUUCGGAGACUGGUAAAUGUAGUUUGUGUAUUUUAAAAUAAAAUCGAAUUAAUCAGACCAUUUGUAUGCGUUUCUUUUAAGAUUAUGUGAAGUACGAUAUCAUUUAAU
Messenger RNA from Centruroides sculpturatus (bark scorpion), 2212 nucleotides. RefSeq names its product acetylcholinesterase-like. Bases 157 to 1800 code for a protein of 547 amino acids. Gene Ontology annotation, cellular component: plasma membrane. The transcript has 2 exons. NCBI's taxonomy places the organism in Eukaryota, Metazoa, Arthropoda, Arachnida, Scorpiones, Buthidae. Gene Ontology annotation, molecular function: acetylcholinesterase activity. Gene Ontology annotation, biological process: acetylcholine catabolic process; choline metabolic process. The record is from RefSeq and is a predicted model, not a curated record.